This is a messenger RNA of Brassica napus (rape), 1427 nucleotides long. RefSeq lists its product as uncharacterized. Lineage: Eukaryota; Viridiplantae; Streptophyta; Magnoliopsida; Brassicales; Brassicaceae. The transcript is spliced from 8 exons. Bases 255 to 1205 code for a protein of 316 amino acids. The record is from RefSeq and is a predicted model, not a curated record. Gene Ontology annotation, cellular component: mitochondrion. Gene Ontology annotation, molecular function: protein-containing complex binding.
GCCCAAUGCACUAUCCAAAGAUAUUAAAUGCCACGCCCGACUCUCGAGGCUUCUCAUGGGUUCGGAUCCUCGGGUCAGGGUAUGGGUCUACGUGGAAGCUUUGUAAGAGGCGACGUGUUCUCUGUUUCCGACAUUAAGCUCUGUUUACUUCUCCGUCUCCAUCGCCACCGGACUCUCUUCUCUUAAAGAUAAAAAGGAAAACUUUUUGCUUAAUCAUCUCUGCGUCGAAUUGCUCUCUCUCUCUCCACACAAAAAUGAGGACGAUCGUUACGCGUUUGAUCCGUCACAAAUCCUCUGUUCCCCAGACACGGUUCGUAUCUGCAUCAUCCACCGGCGGGAGGUAUCUCUCUACCGACUCCAACAAAAUCGACGAGCCUUUCAAUGUGGAAGAAGCAGAGACUGUUCAUGUCCCUCCACCUCUAACUGAAAAGCUGCUUGUCCUUGGUGGAAAUGGGUUUGUGGGAUCACACGUCUGUAAAGAAGCUUUAGAUCGCGGCUUAUCUGUCUCUAGCCUUAGCAGAUCAGGUAGGUCGUCUUUACAAGAGCCAUGGGCUACCAGAGUUACAUGGCAUCAAGGUAACUUGUUAGAUCCUAACCUCAACAUGAUAUUUAAUUUUAUGUUUAUUUUCUUAUUAUAUUUUUACCCUUUUUUCCCCCUAGGAAACCUUCUAUCAUCUGAUUUAUUGAAAGAUGCUCUUGAUGGAGUUACUUCUGUGAUCUCUUGUGUUGGUGGUUUUGGUUCAAACUCGUAUAUGUAUAAGAUUAAUGGGACUGCAAACAUCAACGCUAUUAGAGCUGCUUCAGAGAAAGGUGUGAAACGAUUUGUGUAUAUAUCUGCUGCUGAUUUCGGAUUAGCUAAGUACUUGUUGAGCGGUUACUAUGAAGGAAAGCGUGCUGCUGAGACUGAGCUGCUCACAAGAUUUGCUUAUGGAGGGAUAAUCUUGAGGCCUGGUUUUAUAUACGGAACUCGCAGCGUUGGGAACAUGAAGAUCCCAUUGGGAGUCUUUGGUUCACCCAUGGAGAUGGUUCUUCAACAAGCAAAACCACUGAACCAGCUCCCAUUAGUCGGACCUUUGUUCACACCUCCGGUGAACGUUGAAUCAGUUGCCAAAGUUGCGGUUAGAGCGGCUACUGAUCCAGUGUUCCCUCCAGGGAUUGUCGAUGUUCAUGGUAUACAACGUUACAGCCAACAGAAAUCAAGAUAAGUCACGUUUUGAAGUAUGUUUUGUCUUGCCAUCAACACUAAGGCACAAAGAGUGUUUUGUUUUGUCUCCCCAUGAACUUCCCACAAAUAAAUAAAGAAAGACAAACUCUUUUUUUAUUGAUAACUGUACAAUCCCUAAGAGAGCAAAGCUACUUUUGUAUAGCUCUCCAAAACUUUUUCCUAUAUCACAUUUUUAUAUACAAACUUUGAAAAUCUCACUGGA